AAUCGAAACUAACGUCUCCAGACUGAACUUCCACUGCAAUCCACGGUCCGUCACGAAAAUCGUUGUAUUUAUUUUUAUAGUCUGAAUUUGAAAAUCUGCAUUACUAUGUAGCAUGUAGGCUUAAGUAAGCAGCCUAACUUACAUGUCAUUUUAUUUGGAAAGGACCUGUAGGCCUACUCUGUCAGUUGGGAGUAAGUGGAGCUGGAUGCAGUUUGUAUUUGUACCUAUGGGGGAAACGGCUGUGUAAAAGUGAAAAGGUGAACAGAGAUGGGGGACAAGCAACAAGACUCAGUGGAAAGGCAGAGCAGGCAACAGAUGGCACACAGACAGCAGAGUUGGGGACAGAUAUGCAGGGACAGACUGGCAGACACAGGGAGUCUCAGGUUACAGCCUCUGGAAAUUCCAAGAGGAGAAAGAAGAAGAGAGGAAAGAAAAAGAGGAGUGCCGAGAAGAUGGAGGACAAGGAGGGAGAGAUGGGAAAAUCUACCCCAUUGCAGUCUGUCUUGGUUCAACCACAAUCAGAGGAAUCUAACCCAGCCAAAUUCCUAUCAGUGCAACCUGACCCACCCUUAGGGCAAUCUAAUCGAGAGAAAACUACACCAGAGCAACCUAUCCCAGAGCAACCCAAACCAGAGACACCCAAACUAGCACAACGUAAUCCUGCCCAACCAUCUACAGGGCAUCAAAACCCAGCCACGCUCCCUUCAGCACUAUCUCCACACCAGUCAUCACCAGAUCAGCCAGAUCAGUCAUCUCCACACCAGUCAUCACAAGAUCAGUCAUCUCCAGAUCAGCCAGAUCAGUCAUCUCCACACCAGUCAUCACCAGAUCAGUCAUCUCCACACCAGUCAUCACCAGAUCAGCCAGAUCAGUCAUCUCCACACCAGUCAUCACCAGAUCAGUCAUCUCCACACCAGUCAUCACCAGAUCAGCCAGAACAGUCAUCUCCACACCAGUCAUCACCAGAUCAGUCAUCUCCACAACAGUCAUCACCAGAUCAGCCAGAACAGUCAUCUCCACACCAGUCAUCACAAGAUCAGUCAUCUCCACAACAGUCAUCACCAGAUCAGCCAGAACAGUCAUCUCCACACCAGUCAUCACAAGAUCAGUCAUCUCCACAACAGUCAUCACCAGAUCAGCCAGAUCAGUCAUCUCCACACCAGUCAUCACCAGAUCAGUCAUCUCCACAACAGUCAUCACCAGAUCAGCCAGAUCAGUCAUCAGAGUCAUCUCCAGACGAGGAAAAACCUAAGAAAAAGGGAGAUCCAAACAAACUCACCCUUCUGACCUGGAACAUAGACGGCCUGGACCUGGACGAUAUCAAGGAACGUCUUUCAAAGCUACUGGACUACCUGAUCAAGUACCAUCCUGACAUUGUGCUACUGCAAGAGGUUAUUUCACCAAUUUACCAGGUUUUACAGCAGGUUCUGAAGCCAUAUCAUCUGUUGCCGGGUAGUGACAGAAGCUAUUUCACUGCCAUACUGCUAAGGAAGUCCAGAGUUCAACUUCUGGAGAGUAGCUUAGUGAAUUACCCUACCACAGAGAUGAGGAGAAACCUGCUUAUGGCCCAUGUUUCUUUCCUUGGCCAUCCGCUGUGUGUGAUGACGUCCCACAUGGAGAGCAUGAAGCCCAAAUCCCUGGAACGCCAGAACCAGCUGAGGACGGUGUGGAAGACAAUGAGGGAGCAACCCCAGGACUGCAGCGUUAUCUUUGGGGGAGACACCAACCUCAGGGACUGGGAGGUGAAGAACCAGGGCGGUCUACCCGAGAGCAUCUGUGACGUAUGGGAGUCCCUGGGCCAGCCGGAAGACUGCCGGUACACCUGGGACUGUGUCACCAAUGACAACAAGGACCUCCCUUUCCCCGCACGUCUGCGCUUCGACCGCAUCUUCUUGAGGCAGGCCGGCAAGGGGUCAAAGGUCAGCCCAGAUGGCAUGACCCUGGUGGGUCUGAAGAGGUUGGAUGACUGUCAACGCUUUACCAGCGACCACUGGGGUCUCCUCUGCACCUUCGUCAUAAAACCUCUCAGUCAAGCAACACCUGAAUGAUACAAAGGGAACAGUUAGCUGUCCAUAUCAUGUCAACCAGGAACAGCAUAGAAAUCUUUGCCCAUCUUUAUGUACUUUGGGAGAUUUCGACCUAGGAUUAUGGAUUAUGGGCACAGCAAUACUGAUUAAUGAAUUCAAUUUCUAUGUUUGGCAACUGCUGCUGUUCCAAGGCACACUUUUAAUUUAUCCAGCCACAUAUUUGUCUGUGCCAACAGGUUAUGUACCCUAUUCAAGGACACAUUCAUACUGUCUCUGGACUUGGAAGCAGAAACUUUAUUGGCUACCCUCCAGGGUACAGUAUCUGGUUAUUUUCUAUCACUGUUUUAAACAUCAAAGCAGAAUCAAGCCAAUUUCACAAUAAACUCAUUUUGUUCCAGACAA
Salmo salar (Atlantic salmon) is the source of this 2429-nucleotide messenger RNA. RefSeq lists its product as uncharacterized. Gene Ontology annotation, cellular component: cytoplasm; PML body. Gene Ontology annotation, biological process: double-strand break repair. The record is from RefSeq and is a predicted model, not a curated record. Gene Ontology annotation, molecular function: single-stranded DNA binding; 5'-tyrosyl-DNA phosphodiesterase activity. Lineage: Eukaryota; Metazoa; Chordata; Actinopteri; Salmoniformes; Salmonidae.